Lingula anatina is the source of this 2609-nucleotide messenger RNA. Its product is annotated as rap guanine nucleotide exchange factor 4. The record is from RefSeq and is a predicted model, not a curated record. NCBI's taxonomy places the organism in Eukaryota, Metazoa, Brachiopoda, Lingulata, Lingulida, Lingulidae. Gene Ontology annotation, molecular function: guanyl-nucleotide exchange factor activity. Gene Ontology annotation, biological process: Ras protein signal transduction. Gene Ontology annotation, cellular component: plasma membrane.
GAUUUUUUAGUAUGCAGGCAGGCAGCCGGCCUUUUAUUUCACACAGCUUAAUUGACUCACUUGUGAUGUAUGCAUACAAUGAGCAGGUGCAUUGUCUAAUGGUAUGGACAUUUUUGAAAGUCACCAGAUUUUCAGCGUAUAGUCCUGCCGAGGUUAAAUGUAUACUAGAACGCUGUUCUUUAACGCUGUCUGUUUUAAAGGCUUCUGGCUAUUAUAAUAGGUGCAUGGAGAGAUUUGGAAAGUUAUCAUGAUUUGUUUUCAUUUGUGGCUUGUCUGGAUUAGGAUUUGUUGUCGUGAUGGUAAACAGUGUAAUAUAUAGAGUUUUACCAUUGGCUGCUAGGAUUAUCAUCUUGCAAGUGUACCAGGUACAAGUAUUGAUGAAUUUGUAGUGCAAACUGCAUAGUUGAAGAGCACACGAGAUGAAAAAAAAAAGUUUAAUGAUAUCAAGUCUUCCUAUGUACACUUGCAGCAGAGACACUGUCGGAAACUUUGGAUUGUGAAACGUACAGUGAAGAUUCAUCAUAUUCUGAUAUUUGAUUCAAAGUGUGCAAGUAUUUGUUACAGAUUUUAAAGGCAGUGUUGAAAAGAGAAGGACCAUUCAGGAAUACGUAGUGGUUCUAUAACUGCGAUGUUUUCAUUAUGAGGGAAUUGGGACUUUAACCAGUCCAUAACCAAGUGUUUUGCUUGAUUUUUUUAUUUUUUCAAUUUUAUUUUAAGAUUUACUUCAGGAGUAGCACAUUCAUUGUAAAUGAGGAGUGAAAGGAGUUAAAAGUCUGUGGGACAUAAAAAACACCCAUUUCAAUCUAACCUGAUAAAAUAUAUAUGUCAUGAGUACCAGCAUCUGCAGACUAGUGUGCAUACAAUGUAAAAUGCACAGUGUAUAAUAUUUAUAAAUACUGGUGGAAUAACAAACAUAGCUUGAGCAGGACUAGAUACUUGUUUUUUUCACAUUCUGUUUAUUUAAGCUGUGUAUUUGAGACAAGACAAGAGAGAUCUAGGAGGAAAAUAUUACUUGACUUUACAAUAGAUCCAGCCUAUUGGGAUUUUAGCUUCGUCUGUGCUGGGUAUUUACGUUAUUUAGUACAUGGAUAUACAUGUACCCAAUGUGGCAGUAAUCCCUAUUACAAAUACCAUGUAUGGGACACUAUUUACAAGGAAGUGAACUUGAGAACCAAUGCCUUAAUUUUGCUGAAGGUUUUUUUUUCUGCAUUAAUGUGACAGCCAGUCUAUAAUUACAUUUUAAACUUGGCUGUUUUGGCACCCUCCCUCUGCCUGGAGUAUUGGACAUGGGCUCCAAGCAUACUGGUUUUCACACUGGUGUAAGAGCCACUGGGCGCCCCAAGUGGACCGACUGCUUGGACAAAAGGCCAUGUGAUCGCUCAGGCCAGGACCUGGAUGCAAUCUACUCCAGGCUCAAGGAUGUGAGGGCUUUUGAAAAAUUUCACCCCAUGCUGCUACAACAGAUCUGUUACUAUGGUUACUAUGAAGAUCUAGAUCCUGGGAUUAUAUUGUUCAGGCAGGGGGAUAUUGGCACAAACUGGUAUGCUGUCUUAACAGGAAGUUUGGAAGUCAGAAUCUCAGAGACAGGAAAUCAGAAGGAUGAAGUCACAUUAUGCACCUUAAUGGCUGGGACAGCCUUUGGCGAGUCCAUUUUGAACAACACCCCCCGCCAUGCCACUGUGGUAACGGCAGAGUUAUGUGAACUGUUACGAGUUGAACAGAAGGAUUUUAAGGUGUUGUGGGAGUUGGUUCUGAUUCAGUUUAGAGUUGGUUCUGAUAAAGUUAAGAGUCCAGGUUUGAUAGGCUUAUUGGAACAACAGAUCUCUGCCGCACGGGAGUCGACGCAAGAAGACGAGGAGAGUACCGAGGCCAUCUACGAGAUGUUGCAAAGCGCUGCUCUCAGUCUGUAUAACCAGUAUCUGUCAGAAAAGGCCACCCAGAGAAUAACUCUAGAUGAGGCUUUAUUACGGAGAACACUUCACAAGAUCAAACAGAGACCACCGCAUGCAGAUUGCUUUGAAGAAGUUCGAUGCAAGGUGUGCGAGAUCCUGGAGGGAGACAACUAUUACAAAGCCUUCAAGAAGAGCACAAUCUAUGUCAAACUGCUGGCCGAGCUGGACCUGCUUAACAAGGACGUGGAAGUGCCAGAGGCAGACGAACCUGCAGAGGCCACCAUCUUGAACGAUGAAUUCCACUUGGAGGCCACGGUGAUCAGCAGCGGUGUGAUGAAGGAGGAGAAAGGGAACAAGUCGUAUGCUGUGUAUUUUAUUAGAGUGAUGAAGAGGGAGAGGACAGACGGUGAACCUGAGAUAUGGGACUGUUACAGGAGAUACAGCGACUUCCACGACCUCCAUAUGACUAUCACUGAUAAGUAUCCAUCUCUUGCCACCCUUAAUUUUCCCAGUAAGAAGCUUAUUGACAACUUGAAGGAAGAAUUCUUGGAGAAGAGGAAGAAGGAACUGGAUCAUUAUUUGCAGACUCUCCUGAACCGUGAUGUGUUGGCCAACAACCGAGGUUUGCUCCAGCUGAUCUACGGCUUCAUGCAGCCAGGACUGUGGGAGAAAGGGAAGAGUGAGAUGGCCAGAAAGGUGAGGGUCUCAUAUCUAUAA